AAUAACGUAUAAAUUUGUGUUUGCUGAGUAAUGAGGACUUUCUCCUCUUUAAAGUACAAUGGCCAAUUACUAGUGCAGUCUUUGAAGCAUAGCACAUUCAUUGGCCUAAACGCCUAACAAAUAUUAUUUUUUACCCUUGGCCUAAAGCCCUCUCACCCAGUCUUUAAAAGUUGCAAAAGAAGUACACUCUGUUCAGGCCAACACCCAUUAAUUUUGUUUUUACUUUUUUUUUUAAGCUACAGGCCUUACUUGUUCAAAACAUUAUUAAAUGAAUCAGAGACCCAAUCCUUAAAUUGAAACUUCUGUAAUGAUUUUACAGAGCAAAUAUCAUCCAUGCCACUGAAUUGAGAGGAUUUUCAUGCAUCGGUGCAAUUUGGCAGCUUCAGUUCAAAGGCCACCUUUGAAGAGAAGACUCGAAAUAUUAUAAGAAAUCUCCUCAACAUUUUUUGUGUGUGGCUUUUCCACUUGGAUUACUAUUUCAGAUAGAAUGCUCUACUCUAUGGAAUGCAGAUUUCAAGAAUACUGCACGACAGGGAAGUAAAAUGUUUGAAUGAUCACAUUCUACACACCUAUUUCUAUGGCUAAAACAAAACGGAGACAUCUCGCAGCAAUAGCUGCAAAGAAAGAUGCAAAUGCUGUAGAUAGCAAGAACAAAUGUUCUCCUAUGCCUAGGCAGGAAGUAGACUGCCAAGAUGAAGAAGCUUCUUGGGUACAUGUGAGAAAGCAAAGGGUCAUCAUUUGGAUUCCUCCAAUGCCUAAAGCCACUCAAGCACCAGCCCAAGUACAAAGAAUCAAACAAAAAGAAAGCAUACCUGGGGAACCUGCUAAAGGUGCUAGGAAAAUUUCAAGGAAAAGAGUCAGAACUGAUUCAACUGCUGAUACUAAGAACGUGGGACCAAUUUCAAGAAAACGAAGCAGAAUUGAUUCAACCACCGAUACCAAAAAUGCUCAUAGGAACAUAAGAAAGGCAAUAUUAAAGGUGACAUCACGGCGAAGGGGCAGAAAUCUGGAAGGUAAAGGUACUAAUAUUGAAGUGAGUCAAAAUACCUCACCUCUACCGCUUUCAAGAAAAAAAACUGCAGCUGUUAAGGCAGUUGUGCAAGGUACCUCAAAGAUUCCAUCACAUUCUAGUGUUCAACAAGACAAUGAACCAAUCUUAAGCAACAGAGAGUCUAUGCCUAGACAAGAGGAGCCUUGUAAAGUACUUCUACCGGACAGUCUGCAGGUUCCAGAUGGGAAGGUUUCUCAAACAGUUCAGAAGAACCAAACCUCUGAAAUUUCAACAAAAAAUAAAUGCCACAAAAGAGAAAGUGACAUUGAUAAUGCAAUGAAGGGUGAUUUGGACAAUCGACAUAAACCAAAAGAUCAACCAGGAACAGGGACCCAGUUAAUUCCAAUUAAAGAUAAUAAAUUAUUUGGAUUGGACAGAGAUUGUAGAAAUCUUGAGGAAGCUGAGGCAAUAAGAAGCAGUGAUGUCUACCCAGAAGAGCCAUCAAAGCCUGGUCAUCAUUUACCAGCCUCACUUAUACCCAGUGACUCUAGACUGUGUGACCAUAUUGAAUUACAACAGAGACCAUUAACAGGGUUAGACAGAUCAAUGGCGGGCCCAUCAGUUUUUUCUCUGAAGAAAUCCCUCGAACAGUACAAUCUUACAUAUGAUGCUAGGGUUAUGCCAUCCUUAGAGUGUACAAGCGUAGGCAUAUUUAGUAGCAACACAAUCCUGGCAAGUGAGAGAAUCUCAUCUGCUGCAGUGCAUAUGACUAUUGGCCAAGGAAACACUGCCUGCAUGACUGCAGCUAGAGAGACCAAUUUUUUUGGUUCAACGAGUUAUGUUAAUACUUCUGUACUAGAUAAUCAAAGUAAAAAGAUGCUGAUUCUCAGAAAAAAUCUGGCAAAGGCGGGAGGAUUGAGAAGAUGGCUUGUUUCAAAAGGUCUGGCACAGUUUGUGGACAUUUUUCAGAGGGAAAAAGUUGAUGAGUUUCGUCUGUUGCAAUUAACCAUGGCUACACUCAAAGAGAUGGGAGCACAUGCUGUUGGGCCUAGAAGAAAACUGAUCCAUGCCAUUGAUUGCCUAAGCCAACCUUAUCAUUUUGGAGCCUUUUAAACUUUUCUGGCAGAGAAACCGAGAAUGGAGACAUUCUUGUUACAGGGAAUGAGGAAAUGGUUAUUUGACCAGUUCCUUUACAGUUGUAUUUUUGCUAUUGUCUUAUGAUUUCAGCAGAUAAAAAUUCUGUCAUCUGACUUCUAAAGCCAAGUUGCAUUCUCCAUUUAUCAGCUAAAUAAUUAUGUAAGAUUCAAUAUCAUGUUAGAUUCUUGUCAUCAAGUCCAAAUUGCCUAACAACAAGAAGAUGCCCACCGUGGUUAGUCCAUGUGAAUUAUCAAGUAGACAGAUACUCUGCAAAUUUUGGUAUGAAUGCUGUCUUCUGUCAAUUAUAAUUCUUUGCUAUCAUAUCAUGAUAUCUUUUGCUACAAGAGCAGCCUCUCAUAUUAUAAGUUACUCCAUCUGUAUUUCUUCCUAAUUGCACGUCCAGAGUGAGCUGAACAUAUAUGUACGUGGAUUAUGAGAUCACCAAUGAGACUGGAAAUAUAACUUAAAGGGCACCAUUUGCCAUUAUCUUAAAACAUCGCUCCUGUUCUAUUUUCCACUACACUUUAGAGUCUAAAACAUGUUAUUUCAAUGCCAAAUGGCUUCAGUUGUUGAGAUAAAUUAUUACAAGACUGGUAUUAUGAUUA
Molecule: messenger RNA, 2733 nt
Organism: Cryptomeria japonica (Japanese cedar)
Lineage: Eukaryota; Viridiplantae; Streptophyta; Pinopsida; Cupressales; Cupressaceae
Exons: 3
Coding region: 551-2104 (517 amino acids)
Molecular function (GO): protein binding
Source: RefSeq, a predicted model, not a curated record